AUAGGUACCUACUGUUACGUUCCUUUUAUUUUGUUAGUCUCAAAUUACCGCUGUAUGAAAUUAACAUGUCAAACUUUUUUAUUUAAUCUGAGGUCAAAAAUACUAUUUAACGAACGAUAAGGCAUGUAUCAUAUUCUCAGAAUUAUACUCUACAAGUUGUGGAUUGUAUCAACUUUAACUUUGUUUUCGAGUGUUAUUGUGUUUUGGUUUUAUGGUUUUAUCACAGCAUUUGCAGUUUUUGUUGUAGGAAUAUCAGGUAUAUUAUACAGCGCUCAAGACCUGCUGUUGUACUAUCCUAAUGACCCACCAGAUUCAAGAGUAUUUGUUUUACAACCUAGUAACUACAAACUUCCAUAUGAAAGCAUCAAGAUAAGUAACAAAGAUGGGUUUAAAAUACACUUGUUCCUUAUUAAACAACCUACAAAUUGUAAUCAUAGACCCACUUUGAUAUUCUUCCAUGGCAAUGCAGGAAAUAUGGGCCAGAGGCUUGCAAAUGUGUCUGGUUUUUAUCAUAAACUAAACAUCAAUAUUCUAAUGGUGGAAUAUCGAGGAUAUGGACUGUCAGAGGGUGCUCCAUCUGAGAGAGGCUUGUAUGUUGACGCACAGUCUGCAUUGGAUUACAUCAUGCAACGGUCUGACAUAGACCGCUCUAAGAUAAUUAUAUUUGGGCGCUCUUUAGGUGGAGCAGUUGCUAUUGACCUAACAUCAAGGCUGGAAUACAGAAACAAAAUAUGGGCUUUAAUUGUAGAAAACACUUUUACCAGUAUACCUGAUAUGGCACAGAUCAUACUUAAGUGGAAGUGCUUGUCAUGGCUUCCACAAUUUUGUCAUAAAAAUAAGUACAUGUCUGCAAAAAAGAUAGCUUCGAUAUUGACUCCCACGCUUGUGUUAUGUGGGUCGAACGACGCGUUGGUGCCACCAUCAAUGGCGCAGGAACUAUACAUGAGAUGUGGCGCCAUUUGCAAAAAGUUGGUAGUGUUGCCAGGCGGUGGGCACGAUGACACUUGGACAUGCAGGGAUUACUACAGUUCCGUGCAACAGUUUCUGAUAAACGUCCCACCAAUUCCUGAGGAUAUUAUCACUUUCUUUGAUGACGUAUCAAAGGACUCUUCCAGUAGAAAUACUUCAGUUCACACCGUAUGAAAACUUAUAACUAUACUUUCAAUGCUCAGGUUCCUUUGUUAACGCGCUACACCUUCGAACACAUCUUAUUUUAUAAAUAAGUUGGUAUGUCGAAAUUUUUAUGAGCCUGAAAAGUAUUAGUUAAAUAGUUACCUAAUUAAAUUUUAAGGGAGCGGAGACAGGGUAUAGUGCUUAAAAAGGGUGCGUAAAACCGUGCAAAGGGUGAAAACGGAAUCCUAUUGUUAUCACUGUGUUGUCUGUCUGUCAGUUUGUCCGUCCGUAUGUCACGGGUCCCUAGAUCGUAAACGGAUUGAGUUACAGAACUGGAAUUUUGGUAUUUUGUAAAAUGCAUGCCCAAAACCGAAUAUUUAUUUGAUAAUUCAAUUAAACUAUUUUUUAUGGCAUGAAAAUUAGAAGAUCUUUUUAUUUCGCUGAUCAGCUAUAAGACCGUCCA
Molecule: messenger RNA, 1576 nt
Organism: Chilo suppressalis (striped riceborer)
Lineage: Eukaryota; Metazoa; Arthropoda; Insecta; Lepidoptera; Crambidae
Source: the annotation of a GenBank genome assembly